AACAGCUGCGCCAAUGGGGCCCGUCAAAGCCCUCCCGACGGCGGCCUCGCGACCCUCAGCUCUCGUGGUCCAAGGACCAACCAGAGUGCGCGGGGGGCGUCCGCGUCAGCCCUACGAAACUUAGCGCAUGGGAGCUUCAACCUCUGGCGUGCUGCGGGGAGCCAUCCUUCUCGAACCCUUGCCCACGGCACCCCCGUCGCUGUCUGUUGUUUCCGUGCGAGCCAUGUGAGUUGUGCGGUGAGGCUGGGCUCCAAGACCUCGUCUCGCGAACCCUAUUCGCCCGUGUCAAAGUUCCCCUUCUCGAACGCUGUCCAUCCCGGACAGGGCUUGGAGUCCUGCUCUCCCGCGAACCAGAGGCCAUACUCGGCUUCUCAUUCGCACGAGCCCUGCCCGAGAGCGACGGAACGAAAGGCGAGGGGUGGUCGGCGGAGCGUCAACCUCAGGCCAUGGCCCGUUGGGUCGUUGACAAUGGCCCGAAUGACACGUCUCCCCGUGCCUCGUGGAGAGAUGGAGGGGCAGCACGCGGGACGGCAGGGAGAGGGAGCGCGCCAUCGUCGGCAAACGUAUAUAGGGCCCGGAGGGCCGGUACGACAUGGCGUUGUGGCAAACCGUCGCUGCCAAUCACCUCCUUCUGCCCCAGACAUCUCGUCUACAUGUAUUAGUACGACAUCUCCAUCCGCCGGAGUAGUAGACUGAGGCAGCAUGGUUGGCGUCCCGGGCAAGUACAAAGGUUGCGAGACCUGCCGCCGGCGGCGGGUCAAGUGCAGUAACGAGAGGCCAUACUGCAGCAACUGCGCCAACAGCGGGAGGCAAUGUGGAGGCUAUGAGCGUGAGCGCGUUUUCAUCACCGGCACCCCAGAGACCAAGGGCCGUGUCGCCUCACACCCGAAGAAGACGGCGUCGACCAAAACGUCCAGGACUAGGGCCGAUGGAGAGGUACGGCCUCACAUCGUCCCGGUGCAGCCUCUCACCUCGGCAUGGGACGACUCCAUGCGCCUUUCCAACCACGGCAUCGAGGCUUCGGUGCUGCUCACAGCCCUCCAGACGAACCUGCAGGGCGUCAGUGGACGAGACAGAGACGGCGCCGCUGGCUUCGAAAUCUCCCUGUCGGUGUACAGCCCCGUGGAGUUGCAGCCGAAUCCUCAUGCCAACGACUUCAGCGCCAGAUUUACGUGUCUGGCGAACUUUGGUGGUAGCGACACCCAUGACCCAGCAUCUGGAUAUUGUGCCUUCUUGUUCGAGCAAAACUGGUUUGCCACGUCAAGCGUCGACUCAGCAUCUGAGGGCAGUCUCAUUGAGAGCCUAGGGGCGGCACACUUUACCUCAUUUCCGAAUCAUCAGUACUUUGUGAGGGUUUAUCGCCCAUUGGCGGUCAGCCUUGCUCUUUUGAGACGUCGAGAGAGCUUCCUGGCUCGCCCAGAGUGGACCUCAACGCCAUGGGCUGAGCAUCCAAAGUCCCCCCUCGACCAACUCUUCGACAUUAUGCUUUGUCUUCCGCCAACUUUUGCCAGGGUAGACCGCAUUUUGCCUUUAACUGCGACCAUGGCGCGUCGGCUCAGCGCGCAGGAUCUCCUGAAUAACUGCUUAGCCAUCGAGACCCGGUUUCAUCAUUGGUUCGCGGCCGUUGUGGCUGCCUCGAGUGGCCAGCACCCUCCCUACUGGUCCGACGAACUCGGCAGCCCUGGGGGCGAGAUCCCGUUCGCAAAUCCUUACACCUUUCGAGAUGGGUUGACGGGCAUUAUGAUGUUGUAUUACUGGAUGUCCCAGAUUCUAUUCCAUCGAUGCGUCGAGUGCCUUCACGCCGCCAUCUUCCAGCCAGUUGUUGAUGCGUAUCCCGACAUGUGGCCUACUCUGCCACCCAGUCUUCAAAUCGACCCGAAUCAAUACCAGGAUGGCCGGGACCUCGCUGCCAAUAUUUGUCGUGGGCUUGAUGCUGCCCUUAACGGCACGACGCAGCCGGAUAUGCUGCUGGCGCCCAUGACCGUUGCGCUCGACUUCUACCAGGACAUUAAUGCUACAUCGCAGGACGGUGUGCUCGAGAUCCUGUGGCUGGAAGCGUUCAAAAGGCGUUUAGCUAUGAAAGGUCAACACAUAGCGACCGUGCUGCAGGGCCAGCGCUGGGUUGAAGUUGCCCGAUUUUAAGGUCUAUGCCACGAAUAAUGUGUAAAACAAACUCAUGUCUGUACACGAACAAAUAGAAAUGCGGCGGCCGGUCCGCCGAUGACGAGGAUUUGGAAUUGUUGGUACAAAAACUGGGAAGAGUUCGAACUCUUUGGAUGCAAUGGCGCAGCAGAAAAGAAAUAAAUUCAACAAGGUAGUCAAUAAUGACAAGCUCG
Messenger RNA from Purpureocillium takamizusanense, 2336 nucleotides. Its product is annotated as (R)-2-hydroxyglutarate--pyruvate transhydrogenase. Bases 703 to 2142 code for a protein of 479 amino acids. Gene Ontology annotation, biological process: regulation of DNA-templated transcription. The record is from RefSeq and is a predicted model, not a curated record. Gene Ontology annotation, molecular function: DNA-binding transcription factor activity, RNA polymerase II-specific; zinc ion binding. Lineage: Eukaryota; Fungi; Ascomycota; Sordariomycetes; Hypocreales; Ophiocordycipitaceae. The transcript has 4 exons.